GAAAACUCCGAAACGCGGUGGGGACCACGCCGUGUAAUCUAUCUAUCGGUGACAUGGAAAGAAUCAGAAAAAUAGCCGAACUGGGGACAGCUGAAGCGCUGAUAUCUCGGCGACUUCAGCAACGUCCCGCGAAGGCCAAGCAUGUUCUCUGUCAUCCGAUGAAUUCAUCGACUUCACAUCUUGUCGGCAUUCUGGCUCUAGAUCUCUACCUACAUAUACGAAGGGACGAUCACCCAUAAUCGAGUACUUCUUUUCCUUUCUCAACUCUCAAGUUGCAUGGAAUGCGCUCAGAAAUAUCGUUAACCUUUUGGCUACUUGUUACUCUCCUCCCCUGGUCUCCAUUCAUUGCUGUGACUGCACAGAUUCCUCCAACCCCCAGUUUAGGGGAGGUAGACGCGUCCCUUGCUUGUCGAUUUCUUCAGCAGAAUCUAAGCCACCGAAUCGUCACUCUCCCUGGCCAUCCUCAAUACACCAACGCCACCCACUCGGCUUGGAAUGUGUUCAACACCGAAUUCAUGCCUGCAUGUAUCGUAUUUCCACGAGACGCAUCUCAUGUCCAAGCGGCCAUGAAAACGAUUUACGAACAUCGAGUUCGGUAUGCCGUUCAGGCUGGAGGACAUAGCGCUAUGAAAGGGUGGAACAGUGUCCAGAAUGGGAUAUUGAUAAUGUUUACAUUCAUGAAUAAUAUGUCUUAUGAUCCCAAACGGGACACGAUAACUGUGCUCCCGGGAGUUCGCUGGGGAGACGCCGCUGACGGUCUGGAACGUUUUGGCGUUGCCCCCGUAGGGGGACGUGUGAGUGGCGUCGGUACUGGUCUCCUUCUCGGGGAUGGACGACUCGUCACGGCUACGGUGAAUAAUGAGUACAGGGACUUAUUCAAAGCUUUGAAAGGAGGUGCGAAUAGAUUUGGGGUUGUUACUCGGUAUGAAGUCACCGCUAUUCAUACUGGACGAAGGCAAGAUAAAUGGUGGUUUGGUGGGAUGAUUUCGUAUUCGGAUUCAGCUACGGAAGGUUUCUUGAGGGCCACAGCUAAUUUCGUACGAGAGAAUAGAGAUUCAAAUGCCGCGAUGCUUACUUCUGUUGCCAAUAUAGUCUCCCCGGAAACACAAAAUGUUACAAGUCUACCUUUCACCUUCCUGUUUUACGACGGUGGCAAGGACACUGUGUAUUCCGCAGAAAAGACAGAAAGGCUCUUUAACGCGUCAUUCUCUCAGUUCCUAUCACUUCCGAGAUUAUCCUCGUCCCUAACACCACUAUCAUAUAUUGACGUUGCUCAUAUGUUAGAUGAAGGCCCGGCACAACUAGGGCAAGGACAGCUGUUCGGUGCCUCGGCAUUUGCCAGUGAUGACCCGAUACAGCGAUAUUUAGAAGCUGUGCAAUUCCAACGCAGAAUCACCGAACAGUUCAAGGAUAUACUCAACACAACUCUUGUGGCUUUCACUCCUGUUCUGGAUGAACAAAUUUACGCCGGUCGGAAGCGAGGAGGGAAUGCGUUUGAUCCACCGCUGGGGGGGUACAAUGCCGUCCAAUACCAGGUUUCCGUUAACCCUGGAGCAACUAGUCGGGAGUUAGCACUACUCAACAAUGCACGACGGCAAUGGUUUCGAAAUUUCCCACCAACACCUGGGUUACCCUUGUAUAUAAACGAGUGUGACAAGGAGCAAGAAGUGUUCAAGACGUAUGGCCAAUAUGAAUUUCUGAAGAGAAUCUAUGCCAAGUACGAUCCCACAAGUUUCAAUGUGAAGUUUAGCGAUGGCCCUUCGGGCCUUUGAUCGAAUUACUACAUAGAAAGAGAGUCGAUGCACAAGAUUCUGACAGUGCUGUAUCUAUUUCAUGGGAAUCAUGGGGUGUGUACAAUGUCAAAAAACGCUGUCAAGUUCUACAUCAUCCCCAC
Molecule: messenger RNA, 1894 nt
Organism: Marasmius oreades (fairy-ring Marasmius)
Lineage: Eukaryota; Fungi; Basidiomycota; Agaricomycetes; Agaricales; Marasmiaceae
Exons: 9
Coding region: 282-1772 (496 amino acids)
Molecular function (GO): FAD binding
Source: RefSeq, a predicted model, not a curated record